UUGAGAAAGAAGAAUUUCUGAAAAAAAUACCAGAUGGUAAAUCCAUCUUCUCUCUCUAUGGUCUCUGUUGGUGGGAAGUUUCAUUUGAGGCUAAAUUUGUUUUAGAGGUUGCAGGCACAGAAUUGUUGAAGGUAUCUUUGUGGCUAAUAAAUACGAAGGCAGUGAGUGGUGGAUUAAGAGUAGGUGUGGAGACGCAAUAAGGACAUGGCUUUCAAGCCAUUGAUUUGGUUUUGCCAGCCGGUGGCUAACGGGGUGUGGACUAGAGCAGUGGCUAAUGCUUUUGGUGCAUACACGCCCUGUGCAACUGAUUCUCUGGUCAUCAGUAUAUCUCACUUGGUGCUAUUGGCUCUGUGCAUCUAUCGAAUAUGGCUGAUCAAGAAGGAUUUCAAAGUCCAACGGUUCUGUCUGAGGUCAAAGUACUAUAAUUAUUUUUUGGCAUUGUUGGCUAGUUAUUCUACUGCUGAGCCACUGUACAGAUUGAUAAUGGGUAUUUCAGUUUUGAAUCUAGAUGGACAGACUGGACUUGCUCCGUAUGAGAUUGUCUCCGUGAUAAUUGAAGCUCUUACUUGGUGCUCUCUGCUGGUGAUGACUGGAGUGGAAACUAAAGUCUACAUCCAUGAAUCUCGAUGGUUUGUCAGAUUUGCACUUGUUUAUUCUUUGGUAGGGGAUGCAGUGAUGCUCAAUCUCAUUUUCACAGUGAAGGAGUUCUAUAAUAGCUCUGUUCUGUAUCUGUAUCUCAGUGAGGUCUUGGUUCAGGUUUUGUUUGGGAUACUCUUGCUUGUAUACAUCCCUGCUUUGGAUCCUUACCCCUGUUACACACCAAUGAGAAGUGAAUCAGUUGAUGAUACUGAAUAUGAAGAACUUCCUGGAGGAGAGCAAAUAUGUCCUGAGAGGCAUGUCAAUAUAUUAUCCAGAAUAUUCUUUUCAUGGAUGAGUCCCCUCAUGAAGUUAGGGUAUAAACGACCUAUUACAGAGAAGGAUGUCUGGAAGUUGGACACAUGGGAUAGGACAGAAACGUUGAAUGAAAAGUUUUGGAAAUGUUGGGCUAAAGAAAUGCGAAGGCCUAAUCCAUGGCUUUUAAGAGCAUUAAAUAGUAGCCUUGGGGGAAGGUUUUGGUGGGGGGGUUUCUGGAAGUCAAUGCAACAAGGUGAUCCAGCUUGGAUUGGUUACAUCUAUGCAUUCUCAAUUUUUGCUGGAGUGGCAGAGCAGCCUACAUUAUCUGAUGUCAAUUUGGAUAUACUAGUUGGCAGCCUCGUUGCUGUAGUUGGUAGUACAGGAGAAGGAAAGACAUCGCUUAUCUCAGCAAUGCUUGGGGAACUUCCCUCUAUAUCUAAUGCAAGUGUUAUUAUUAGAGGAACUGUUGCUUAUGUUCCACAAGUUUCAUGGAUUUUCAAUGCAACUGUACGUGACAACAUUUUAUUUGGAUCUUCCUUUGAUUUGGGAAGGUAUGAGAAGGCAAUAGAUGUGACUGCACUGCAACAUGAUCUUGACUUAUUGCCUGGUGGUGAUCUAACAGAGAUUGGUGAACGGGGAGUGAAUAUUAGUGGUGGGCAGAAACAAAGGGUUUCCAUGGCUAGGGCUGUUUAUUCCAAUUCAGAUGUAUACAUUUUUGACGACCCCUUGAGUGCCCUGGAUGCACAUGUGGGGAGACUGGUUUUUGAUAAAUGCAUCAAGGGAGAACUGAGAGGGAAAACGAGAGUUCUUGUCACUAACCAGCUGCACUUCCUUUCACAAGUCAAUAGGAUUUUACUGGUUCAUGAGGGAACGGUCAAAGAGGAGGGAACUUUUGAGGAACUUUCUAAAAAUGGCAAACUGUUCCAAAAGCUCCUGGAAAAUGCUGGGAAAAUGGAAGAGUACAAGGAAGAAAAGGAAGAAGGUGAUGCAGCUGAUAAUAAAGCCUCUAAACCACUUGCUAAUGGGGUAGGGAAUGAUUUUCCAAAAGAUGCACACAGUGGCAAUAAAAGUGAGGAAGGCAAAUCUGUUCUCAUUAAGCAAGAGGAAAGAGAGAAAGGAGUUGUCAGUUGGAAAGUUCUAAUGAGGUAUAAAAAUGCACUUGGUGGUUUUUGGGUGGUGAUGGUACUUUUUGCGUGCUAUGUCUCAACUGAAGUUUUACGAGUUUCAAGUAGCACAUGGUUGAGUACCUGGACAGAUCAAAGCUCUCCAAAGACACAUGGGCCUGGUUACUACAACUUGAUCUAUUCGCUUUUGUCAUUUGGUCGGGUUAUAGUGACAUUAGUAAAUUCAUAUUGGUUGAUCAUAUCAAGUCUCUAUGCUGCGAGAGGGUUGCAUGAUGCCAUGCUUACUUCCAUACUUAGAGCUCCAAUGGUCUUUUUCCACACCAACCCACUUGGACGUAUUAUUAAUAGGUUUGCAAAGGAUCUAGGUGACAUUGAUCGGAAUGUUGCUACUUUUGUCAAUAUGUUUCUUGGACAAGUGUCGCAGCUUAUUUCUACUUUCAUCUUGAUAGGAAUUAACACAGGCCGUGAAGUAAAGCGCUUAGAUUCCAUAACGAGAUCACCUGUAUAUGCACAAUUUGGAGAGGCACUGAAUGGCUUGUCAACUAUCCGUGCAUAUAAAGCUUAUGAUCGCAUGGCCGACAUUAAUGGGAAAUCCAUGGACAACAAUAUCAGGUUCACCCUAGUGAACAUGAGUGCAAACCGCUGGCUUGCAAUCCGCUUGGAAACACUGGGAGGACUCAUGAUUUGGUUUACUGCAACUUUUGCUGUCAUGCAGACGGGAAGGCCUGAGAACCAGCAGGCUUUUGCAUCUACCAUGGGUCUGCUUCUCAGUUAUGCUUUAAAUAUUACAAGUUUAUUAACAGGUGUACUCAGGCUUGCUAGCAUGGCAGAGAAUAGUCUUAAUUCUGUUGAGCGUGUUGGCACAUAUAUAGAGUUGCCUUCUGAAGCUCCUCUAAUUAUUGAGAACAAUCGCCCACCCCCUGGAUGGCCUUCAUCAGGAUCAAUCAGGUUUGAAGAUGUUGUCCUGCGGUACAGACCCGAACUUCCUCCAGUCCUGCAUGGAAUAUCUUUUACAAUCUCUCCAAGUGACAAGGUAGGUAUAGUUGGAAGGACAGGAGCUGGAAAGUCAAGCAUGCUCAAUGCCUUGUUCCGAAUUGUAGAGCUGGAAAGAGGGAGGAUCUUAAUUGAUGGUUGUGAUGUUGCAAAGUUUGGACUAAUGGACCUCCGGAAAGACCUUGGCAUUAUACCCCAGUCACCAGUUCUUUUCUCAGGAAAUGUGAGAUUUAAUCUUGAUCCUUUCAAUGAACACAAUGAUGCUGAUCUUUGGGAGGCCUUGGAGAGGGCACAUUUGAAGGAUGCCAUCUGUAGAAAUUCUCUUGGUCUCGAUGCUGAGGUUUCAGAGGCAGGGGAGAAUUUUAGUGUUGGACAAAGACAACUUUUAAGUCUUGCUCGUGCAUUGUUGCGGGGAUCAAAGAUCCUUGUUCUUGAUGAAGCAACUGCAGCCGUUGAUGUCAGAACCGAUGCUCUUAUUCAGAAAACCAUUCGGGAAGAGUUCAAAUCAUGUACCAUGCUAAUCAUUGCUCACCGUCUCAAUACCAUUAUUGACUGUGAUCAUAUACUGCUGCUUGAUUCUGGCUUGGUUCUGGAAUAUGAUACUCCAGAGGCAUUGCUGUCCAAAGAAGGAAGUGCUUUCUCCAAGAUGGUGCAGAGCACUGGAGCUGCCAAUGCUCAGUACUUACGUAGUUUAGUACUUGGUGGUGAGGGAGAGAACAAGUUGAGCAGAGAGGAGAAUAACCAGUUGGAGGGACAAAGAAGAUGGCUUGCUUCUUCUCGCUAGGCAGCCGCUGCCCAGUUUGCAAUUGCUGUCAGCCUCACUUCUUCACACAGUGACCUGACAAGGUUAGAAAUUGAAGAUGAGGACAGCAUCUGUUGUUCCUCAACACUCCCCUCCAUCUCCGCAUCAUGUUAUUAUUAUGUUUUGGUCAUAAGAUCAAAUAAAAUAAUAAUUAGUGA
This is a messenger RNA of Rubroshorea leprosula, 3971 nucleotides long. NCBI's taxonomy places the organism in Eukaryota, Viridiplantae, Streptophyta, Magnoliopsida, Malvales, Dipterocarpaceae. The record is from the annotation of a GenBank genome assembly.